Aspergillus steynii IBT 23096 is the source of this 2003-nucleotide messenger RNA. Its product is annotated as PP2C family serine/threonine-protein phosphatase. The record is from RefSeq and is a predicted model, not a curated record. NCBI's taxonomy places the organism in Eukaryota, Fungi, Ascomycota, Eurotiomycetes, Eurotiales, Aspergillaceae. Bases 341 to 1840 code for a protein of 499 amino acids. Gene Ontology annotation, molecular function: protein serine/threonine phosphatase activity. The transcript has a single exon. Gene Ontology annotation, biological process: protein dephosphorylation.
AUGCAGCGUAGCUCAGGUGCAGGGUGCAAAUUUGCGCCCGACUGGGGCGUCGAACAUUGAUUGGUACACUGGGGCCAAGCUAGUUAAGCGUUCCUGACUCCUUUCUUCUUGGCAAACACCAUCUCGACCGUGGUGGUGGUGGUGGUGGAAGAGAGACUAUGGUUGGUGACUCAGCAGCUUCUGCUGGAAAUAACUGGCCGAACACUCGGAUUCCCCAGUUCAAGCUAAACGGCCCCAUUUAGUUCACCCCCCUCUUUUAUCAUCUGACAUUAUAUCUGUAAAUUCCACAUACUUUGCUUGCUCCGCCUGUCUUUUGCGGCACAGUUGCACCUCAGCCAAAAUGCUGUUACUGGGUAUGGGCAGAACGCGUCUACGCGUUACCACAACAUCAACCCUGCGGACUCGGACCAAGUACUCGUGGGCACCAAAAGGUCCUCGCGCCAGCUCACCCUUUAGGUCGACAAAGUACAUCGCUCUUGCCACCCUGUUCAGUACACCAGGCCUGUGGUGGUUGGCAACUACGAGCGCGGAUGCGACCGGUCACAGUGCGGCCUGCGAUGAUGACCCCCCACGUCUUGAGGGGCCUCCAACCGAGCAUGAGGGCGUUGAGCCAGGUCCCUCUAAAGACCAAGUAACGCGUAUUAUCUCACGUGGGGCAUAUUCGUUUGCUGUCAGAAACGUUCCUGGGGUCAGUAGAUACGAUGGCGCUCAGUUGGCUUCCAAUAGCCUGUGCGAGGACAAGUUCAUACACGGCAGAUUUCCUUCGCCAUGGAACAAAGACAACCAGUGGAUGGCUUGGGCAAUUUUCGACGGCCAUUCAGGCUGGCAGACAGCAGAAUUGCUGAGACAGCAGCUCCUGCCUUUUGUCCGGCACAGUUUGAGUCAACAAAAGCCGUUCUCAAGCGGGAAAUCCUUACCUGACGAGUUAGUACACCAUGCUAUAGUCAAAGGGUUUGUGAGCCUGGAUGACUCCAUUGUCAAAACGGCCUUGAGCACGGCAGAAAGUCGGAUUCCAUUGCAGGAGAAAAUCAAAAAGCUGGCACCCGCUUAUGCCGGUUCAUGUGCUUUGCUAUCCAUGUAUGACUCCAGUACAAGCACAUUGCAUGUCGCGUGUACCGGUGAUUCGCGAGCGGUGCUCGGACAGAAAGACUCGGACGGCAGAUGGGAGGCAGUGGCAUUGUCUGUGGAUCAGACCGGCAGAAACCAAGAAGAGGUUUCCAGGCUCCGCAAGGAGCACCCUGGUGAAGAAGAGAUAGUGAAAGAUGGUCGGGUUUUAGGACUGGCGGUCUCGCGAGCAUUUGGUGAUUGUCAGUGGAAGUGGCCUUUGGAAUUUCAAAAGGACGUGCAGCGAAGGUUUUAUGGACCCUCGCCCCUAACACCAAGAUAUGCUAUCCAAACGCCACCAUAUCUGACAGCUGAGCCGGUUGUCACGAGCACCAAGAUUAACCCUGACAUACCUUCAUUCUUGAUCAUGGCAACAGAUGGCUUAUGGGAUUUUCUCUCCAACCAGCAGGCAGUCGACUUGGUAGGUAGAUGGUUAGAAUCGAGAUCGGCCGCUGAUGGAAAUAGCACCCGAGAGCCAACACACGAACCAUUCGACUUUGGCCAAUUCUGGAAAGGAGUCAGUUGGAAAUUUGUGGCGGGGAGAACAACCGUCCAAGAUGAUAAUGCUGCUGUGCAUCUAGUGCGCAAUUCCCUUGGUGGAAAUCAUCACGAGUUAAUCGCCGGUCGGCUUGCCCUCGGCCCUCCCUUCUCUCGCCGUCUACGGGACGAUUCGACCGUGCAGGUGGUUUUCUUCAAUGUCCCAGAUCUAGAAAGUAGAAUGCCGUCGAAACUAUAGGUAGCAGUAUAGGUGUCGGCACAUGCUCUAUUACGAAGGCCCUGAAAUUAUGUUGCAGGAAACCGCUCGUGUCACAAUGCUGCUAGAGAGCUCGCCGAAGACAUCGUAGAACAGGACCCCUCGAGGGACCAAGAAGCGAACGAACUUCAAUCUGAGGUCGAUG